Talaromyces atroroseus is the source of this 879-nucleotide messenger RNA. RefSeq lists its product as hypothetical. The transcript is spliced from 3 exons. NCBI's taxonomy places the organism in Eukaryota, Fungi, Ascomycota, Eurotiomycetes, Eurotiales, Trichocomaceae. The record is from RefSeq and is a predicted model, not a curated record. Gene Ontology annotation, cellular component: endoplasmic reticulum; membrane. Gene Ontology annotation, molecular function: protein C-terminal S-isoprenylcysteine carboxyl O-methyltransferase activity. The coding region runs from base 1 to 879 and encodes 292 amino acids. Gene Ontology annotation, biological process: C-terminal protein methylation.
AUGUCGACCGGCAUCCCACCCCCCUCCUUCUCCAGCAGUCCGCUCGAAUCAACCGACGCGGGACAGAGAUGGGAAGGCGAAUACAUGGCCUGGCGCCCUCCAGGCGCAAAUGCAAAUACAUCCUCCGCCAACUCCAACGGCAGUACUGCUCCUCCCGACAUCGUCAAUAGCGCCGGAGCCUCCCCUCAUCCCUCCGUUCUCCCCAAUGGCAAAAUGUCACUUGCAGGCAUAUCCAUACGCGCGUUUUUCUUGGGGGUUGUCCUCGGAAUUUCGCUCAUCGCCACAAUCAUCCUUCUUGUAUGGCACCCCACGCCUCUAUGGCGAUUGCCAUUCUUUAUCUCGUCGCUUUGCCUCUUCCACUUCCUCGAAUUCUGGGUUACGGCUCAAUACAACACUCGCGACGCAGAGGUCUCUGCUUUCCUACUCACUGCCAACGGUGCUGCUUACAACAUCGCGCAUGGUUCGGCUAUGCUCGAAUGUUUCAUUUGGCAUUUUUUGCUAGCACCCAAAGAGGGAGCAGGAGGAGGGUCCUGGUACUCAGCUAUAAUCGUGUUCUUCGGGCUUGCGGCCAUGAUUGUCGGUCAGAUUGUGCGCACCGUGGCAAUGGCUACUGCAGGCAGCAAUUUUAAUCAUGUCGUGCAAGCACGGUAUCGAGAAGGUCAUGUACUGGUUACAGGCGGCGUGUAUAGUCUGCUACGACAUCCCAGUUACUUUGGCUUCUUCUGGUGGGGACUGGGCAGUCAGUUGGUCAUGCAGAAUGUCGUUUGCUUCAUUGGUUCGAGGAUACAACGGGAAGAGAGGUUUCUCGUUGCUUUUUUCGGGGAUGAUUAUAUUUCAUACAAGAGCAGGACUCCUGUUGGAAUUCCAUUCAUCGCGUAG